UUGCCACUACCAGCAGUUUAAAGGAGACAACAGCGAUAGCUACCACAGGGGUGGUGGGGAAGGAGGAAGACGGUGUUGCCGCCGCCGCUUCACGGUGGGGGUCGCCUUUCUGUAUUGUCAGGCGAGGAGAAGGCGGCGGCAGCAGCAGCAGCAGCUGCCGGCAUAGCCUUUGCAGGAGGAUGGUUGUGGGGGCGUGUGACAGCCGGCGGCAGCAAAGUCCCCAGGAAGCGCCGCUGGCGACACUCCCGGAGCAGGAGUCGCGUUGAGGGGCAGCGUUGCCGGCGAGGCAGGGUAGCCAGCCAGCCUGCCAGCGCAACUACCGGGCGGCGGGGAAUUGCAGCUGCGCCGGGGAGCGAGAAAGAGAGAAAGAGAGGGGAAAAAAACUGUGGUGGACACCCGGCGAGAUGAUGGACAGCCGCUUCUACUCCCUUUAAGUGAAAAGGGGUGGGAAGUUGAGGCGGCCGUCGCUGUCACUUCUAGGCUCGCAGCCGCACGAGGAAGAGGAGGAGGGGGGGGGCAGAGGCAGGCUCGGGCUCCCCUCGCCGCGCAGCGGUAGUAGCAAAGAGCGGGAGGGGUGGGCGAGGAGAGUCGGUGCAAAAAGAGGGCCGGGGCUUAGGGGUUUGUGCGGGAAAGGAGGCGCAGGCGAGACAGGCAGAGGGGCAGCCUGCGAAAGACGGUCGAAGCGGCCUUCCCGGAAUCUAGAGGGCGCCCGGGGUGGAGGUGGGUGGGGGUCGGGGCAGAGCCGCCUGCCAGAGGCGAGCUGCUCGCCUGAGUGUGGCGUGGAAGCGCGCUGGCGUGGCGAGCCGCCGAAAGAAGCCGCCGCGCUACGUUAAUCUCGCUGCUAGAUUUAUUUACUUCGUGCGCUCCCCUCCUUCCUUUUCUCUUCCUGUUCGGCGCUUUCCUCUUCCUUGGUCAGGUCCACUCCCUCCCUCAGCUGAUAAGGGUGACUGCUCUGCCCCCUUCGUCCGCGUCUGCCGCCUUGAGCAACCUCUUUCCCCCUCGCGCCUUGUCUUCCCACCCUGUGCCCAGACCGAGGAGGGAGGAGGGGGGAAUGAUAAUGGUUGGGUGAAGAAGGCAAAGCAGGAGGAGAAAAAAGCCGAGACUUCGAGGCGUCCUUCCCUUUGCUUUCCCCUCCCUUUGCAGCGGGACCCUUCGCCCUGCCCGCCUGCUCCUUCCCUUUCUCCGCUCGUCUGGAUGAGGUGUGUGGCCGGGCGGGAGUAGGAGCCACGGCAAGAGGGGGGUGGAGAGGGGGAGGAGGAGGAGGGGGGGGAGGAAGAAGAAAAGGGUGCGCCGCCGGAGAGACCAUGAGGAAAUUUAACAUCAGAAAGGUGUUGGACGGCCUGGCGGGCUCGUCGUCCUCCUCUUCAGCUUCCUCCUCCUCGCAGCAGCAGCAGUCUGCAACCCGGGAGAACGACAUCCAGGAGACCCUCCAGUCCGAGCACUUCCAGCUCUGCAAGACUGUACGCCAUGGUUUCCCCUAUCAGCCUUCAGCCUUGGCUUUUGAUCCUGUUCAGAAGAUACUUGCCAUUGGAACACAAACUGGCGCUUUAAGGCUAUUUGGUCGACCUGGAGUUGAAUGCUACUGCCAACAUGAUAGUGGUGCUGCAGUAAUCCAGCUUCAGUUUUUGAUCAAUGAGGGUGCCCUUGUGAGUGCCUUGGCUGAUGAUACCUUACAUUUAUGGAACUUGCGUCAGAAAAGACCAGCUAUAUUGCAUUCCCUGAAAUUUAACAGAGAAAGGAUAACAUUUUGCCAUAUACCUUUCCAGAGUAAAUGGUUGUAUGUGGGUACCGAAAGAGGAAAUAUACACAUUGUCAAUGUGGAGUCUUUCACUCUCUCAGGCUAUGUCAUCAUGUGGAAUAAAGCCAUUGAACUGUCAUCCAAGUCUCAUCCAGGGCCUGUUGUCCAUAUUAGCGACAAUCCAAUGGAUGAAGGCAAGCUGUUGAUUGGUUUUGAAUCAGGAACAGUGGCAUUAUGGGAUCUCAAAUGCAAGAAGGCGGAAUACAGAUACACACAUGAUGAGGCAAUCCAUUCUGUAGCUUGGCAUCACGAAGGAAAGCAAUUUAUUUGUAGCCAUUCAGAUGGCACUUUGACUAUAUGGAAUGUAAGGAACCCUACUAAGCCAUUGCAGACAAUCACUCCCCAUGGGAAGCAGGUCAAAGAUGGAAAGAAGCCAGAUCCCUGUAAACCUAUUCUUAAAGUUGAAUACAAAACAACUAGAGUUGGAGAGCCCUUUAUCAUUUUGUCAGGUGGUUUAUCAUAUGACACUGUUGGAAGAAGACCCUGUUUAACUGUUAUGCAUGGAAAAAGCACUGCUGUUCUAGAAAUGGAUUACUCGAUUGUAGAUUUUCUAACUCUGUGUGAAACUCCAUACCCUAAUGAUUUCCAAGAGCCAUAUGCUGUGGUUGUUCUUCUAGAAAAAGAUUUAGUAGUUAUUGACCUUGCACAAAAUGGGUAUCCUAUAUUUGAGAAUCCAUAUCCCUUGAAUAUACAUGAAUCUCCAGUCACUUGUUGCGAAUAUUUUGCUGAUUGCCCUGUAGAUCUUAUUCCAGCACUUUAUUCAGUGGGUGCACGACAAAAGCGUCAAGGCUAUAGUAAAAAGGAAUGGCCUAUCAAUGGUGGAAAUUGGGGUUUGGUCACACAGAGUUAUCCAGAGAUUAUCAUUACUGGACAUGCAGAUGGAUCGGUCAAGUUUUGGGAUGCUUCUGCAAUAACUUUGCAAGUACUAUACAAAUUAAAAACAGCUAAAGUAUUUGAAAAAACUCGAAAUAAAGAAGAUAGGCCAAGCACUGACAUAGUAGAUGAAGAUCCAUAUGCCAUUCAGAUCAUCUCAUGGUGUCCAGAAAGCAGGAUGCUGUGCAUAGCAGGAGUUUCUGCACAUGUCAUUGUUUACAGAUUCAGCAAACAAGAAAUAACAACAGAAGUUAUUCCGAUGCUUGAAAUACGGCUAUUGUAUGAAAUAAAUUAUAUAGAAUCUCCUGAUCCUGAGCAAAUGCCACCAUUGCCUACUCCAGGCACAGGUUCCAAUCCUCAAUCCAUCAUCCCCCAGUCUCAUCCCUCCACUAGCAGUAGCUCAUCUGAUGGACUUCGUGAUAAUGUCCCAUGUUUAAAAGUUAAAAAUUCUCCCCUUAAACAGUCUCCGGGAUACCAAACCGAGCUAGUUAUCCAGUUAGUAUGGGUGAGUGGUGAACCUCCUCAGCAAAUAACAAGUCUUGCAAUCAACUCUGCCUAUGGAUUAGUAGUUUUUGGUAAUUGUAAUGGUAUUGCAAUGGUUGAUUACAUUCAAAAGACCAUGCUUUUAAACCUUGGCACUAUUGAAUUGUAUGGCUCUAAUGAUCCUUAUCGGAGGGAACCUCGAUCUCCACGUAAAAGUAGACAACCAUCUGGAGCAGGUCUUUGUGAUAUCAAUGAAAGUACUACAGUACAAGAGGAUCGUUGCAAGUCACCCACUUCAGGUUCUGGUUCCCCCAACAAUUCUGGUGAUGAACAAAAAAUGAAUAAUUUUAUAGAAAAGGUGAAAACCAAAAGCAGAAAGUUUUCCAAGAUGAUAGCCAGUGAUAUAGCAAAGAUGUCUAGAAAAUUAAGCUUACCAACUGAACUGAAACCUGAGUUAGAUGUUAGAGACAAUUCCUUCAGCCGAUCCAGAAGUUCUAGUGUAACCAGCAUUGAUAAGGAAUCCCGAGAAGCAAUUUCAGCUCUCCACUUUUGUGAGACCUUCACCCGAAAAGCCGAUACAUCACCUUCACCAUGCUUGUGGGUUGGGACUACUUUAGGCACCGUUUUAGUCAUUGCACUGAAUUUACCGCCAGGAGGAGAACAAAGACUGCUUCAACCAGUAAUUGUUUCCCCCAGUGGAACUAUUCUGAGGCUUAAAGGAGCAGUCUUAAGAAUGGCUUUUCUGGACACAACAGGAUCAUUAGUUCCACCUGCAUAUGAACCCUGGAGAGAACACAAUGUUCCUGAAGACAAGGAUGAAAAGGAUAAAUUGAAAAAACGUCGGCCUGUCUCAGUAUCUCCAUCCUCUUCUCAGGAAAUGAUUGAAAACCAAUAUGCAGUGAUAUGCUCUGAAAAGCAAGCAAAAGUUAUAUCACUGCCCUCACAGAACUGUACUCAUAAGCAAAAUAUAACAGAGACUUCAUUUGUCCUUCGCGGAGAUAUAGUGGCACUCAGUAACAGUAUCUGUCUUGCUUGUUUCUGUGCCAAUGGACAUAUAAUGACUUUUAGUUUGCCAAGUUUAAGGCCACUAUUGGACGUAUAUUACUUACCACUUACCAACAUGAGGAUAGCCAGAACAUUUUGCUUCACCAACAAUGGACAGGCAUUGUAUCUUGUCUCACCAACAGAAAUCCAGAGAAUUACUUACAGCCAAGAAACAUGUGAAAACCUGCAGGAAAUGUUGGGUGAGCUCUUCACACCUGUAGAAACACCAGAUGCACCAAACAGAGGGUUCUUCAAAGGUCUCUUUGGAGGUGGUGCGCAAUCACUUGACAGGGAAGAACUCUUUGGUGAAUCUGCUUCUGGAAAGGCAUCAAGAAGCCUUGCCCAGCACAUACCAGGACCUGGCGGUAUUGAAGGAGUCAAGGGAGCAGCAUCAGGAAUAGUUUGUGAGUUGGCACGAGCCAGAAUAGCACUGGAUGAAAGAGGGCAAAAAUUGGGAGAGCUGGAAGAACGAACAACAGCCAUGUUAGCUAGUGCUGAUUCUUUCUCAAAGCAUGCACAUGAGAUGAUGUUGAAAUGCAAGGAUAAAAAAUGGUACCAGUUCUGACAACACAUUCUCAAAUGCAUCUCUAUAACUUUACCUUGAAGAAAAAUCUUUUCAUUAACUUCUGCAGGACCAGCAAAGCUGGAAGGGUGUCAGCCAAUGGGUACAGAUGUUUCCUAGCACAAAUUAUGCACUGGUUUACCUCAGUCGUACAGCUUUAACUGAGGAUCAUUGUAUUUAAAACUGACACCCACAUCGUGAGGGUGUGUUUGCGCAUCUGCGCAUGUAUGUGUGUUAUCUGUGGGAUGACUGGGAGCUUGAGAACAGAAUUGAUGGCAAAGAGAACACAUGGACAAAAAUAGAAAAUUUGGAAUCAAAAGAGCAGGGGCAAUGCAGGAUCUAUCCUGUGUUAAUAUUUCAUAUGCCAAAAGUUUUGUGCUAUUGUUGUUGCUGCCAGUGUUUCAUCCUCCUCCAAGAGGCUGCAAUAAAUCAGGGGUCCAAGAGCUAGAAUAAAGUUCAUUUUAUGGGACUAUUAACUGAUCUACACCUUUCCUCCUUAAAAGCACAUUCAUAAAGCUGUCUGAAAAUGACUUAUUCUGCUACCAUUUCUCUGAUCUGAUAAACUGGAAAUACACAAGUUCCAUCUUGAAUCUACACAUAGUUCACAUGCAGUCACAUAGUCUCUUCUUGGACCCCUGAUCUAAUAGUAUUGUCUUUGCAUCUUUAUAUUGUUGCUGCAUUGGGACUUCAUAAUAAACCAUGGCAUGCUUUUGCUUCAGUUUUUGUUUAACUAUAGCUUUGUUCAUACUCAACAAGAUUACUUUUAAUGCCUGUGACUUACUGGUCUGAAAUAAGCCAUCUUCAUAACUCAGUUUGAAGCUAGCUUGUUUCAAUAAACUUUAGGUAAGAUUGACCACAUAUGACCAUAUAGCAUUAAACUGCUGUUAAUCAGAUGUGAAAGCUUCCAAUUUUGUAUGGCCAUAUCUGAGAAGCAAAAGAAAGAAACAUGUAAGCUCAAGGCUUGCUGUAGCUCAUUUCUCUCAUAAUAAUCCAUGUUUUUUGUGAUGUCCACAUGCAGCCAGCAUCAAGUAAAAAAUAAGAUGAUAAGUUACUUUGCAUCAUAAAAACACAAGUGAUUGACCUGCACAUCAUGCUAAAAGUUUUCAUUUGUGUUAUGGCUGUCUAAUGUGAAAAGUAAAAAUAUCUCUUGCAAUGAUACAUAUUUGUCAUCUUUCAACCAGUUAUAUAUAUAUUUUUUAUUUUCCUGCCAAUAUAGCUGGACCAUUUUAUAAUUUUUUACAUGGAUACAAAUUUAAUUCAUGCUGUACAACUUACUUUGUGUGUUUAACAGAAUGUAUUUGUGUAAGAAUUUAAAUAUCAGGUAAGUAGCUAGCUUACAUGCCCAAUCAGGUAAACUUGUCUUCAGUUCAGUGUUGAACUCUUAAGAUACAACUUUCACAAUUUAUCAAUUGCAUUGUACUAAAAUAUAUUCAGGAAAAAAAAACAGAAUUUAAUUUGAAAAUAGUUUCUAAGUCAAACCCAUCAGCAAAGAAGUUGGCUCCUUAAUUUGAGUGUGCUUACUUGGAAACAAGUCUUUUAAUUUGAAAGGAAUUUUCUUCCAUGUAAGUGCCCUUUGAUUCACUGCAUAGAUUACACAAUAAAGGUAAAAUCAGAGUGGAUUGUUUUCAAAGCACUCAAUAUUUUACCACUUUAGGAACUGGUAGAUUCUUAUGUAGAUUUGUACGAGAGGAGGGAUUUAAGAUGUGCCAAAUUGAAGCAGUAUAUUUUUAGCUAAUAAAGGCUACACCAAAGCCAUAUUAUAAAAUAAUUUAUUUUAAAAUAUUUAGAAAAAUACAUAAGAAAUGUUUGUCAUGUUGGAAAUCAGAAAUAGUGACUAAUUUAUGAUCAUUUGCAAACAGCCUUAAUUAGUGUAGGCUUUAUUUAAGCAAGUGCCAGUAUAUGGCCAUUCGGAGGCUUGAGUUUUAUUUUUCUAAACACUUGCCCAAACUCUGCAAAUGUUGAAUGAAUUAUUUGAUAUGCAUGUCUGAAGUUUAAGCCAAAAGAAAAUUUCCUGGUGUUGGUUAAGCAAUGGUUUGGCUCAAAAUAUUAUUUGGAUAUGCAUUUAUCUGUAAUAUGGUUCAGUCCACGUUAAAAGUUACUGACUGGCAUUGUUUAAUGAAGUCUUUCAAAUAAAUUAGACCUACUUCUGAAAAAAUAUGAUUUAAGAAACCUUUCAUUUAAUAAAGCUAAGCCCUUUCAGUCUGGUUACAACACUGGGUGGAUAGAUGUGCAAACUUCAGGAAAGCUGAAAUCUGUUUCUCUCUUGGGGUUGCUAAUAUAUUUUGCUAGUAUAUUUAAAGCAUUAGAUUAUUACCUCUCUUCAGUGCAGCUUUGGGUAAGGAUACUAUGAAAUUCACUUAAUGUAUCAGAGAAGAAAAUUUCAAUAUUCCUGCAACUAUCGAACAUUUGAUUCAGCAAAUGGUUCUUGCCACCAAAUUUUGAGCCAGAUAUAAAAUUACUUGCUUACUUAUUUUGCUUGUAUGACAUUUAAUUAUAGUACAAUUGUGGGGUGUUUAAGGGAUGUAAAAUAAAUUACUUGAGUUUAUAAGAAUAUGUUGAAUAAGAUCCAUAAGCCAAAUUUUUAAAAGAUAUGUGACAUAGGCAUAAAAAUGUUAACAACUUAUUUAUUAUUGUAACCUCCCUAUGCAUUAGUAAUUUCACUUGUCAGUUGCUAAUUUUUGUUGUUGUACAAAUAGUAUGAUCUAGCUUAAAAUUGUUAAGUUUGGUUGAUUUCUGAUGGAAACAUUUAAGCACGUGCUAAAAAAAUGUCCUAUUGAUUUCUUGGCUCUUACCUUGGCUUGAUUGUAUCUUGCAGUCUGAAGCAUAAACCUUAGUACACUUAACUGAAACAUGAUUUCCUUUAAGGAAAAAUGUUUUACAGCUACAAAUAAACAGAAUAGUAAUUCUUCCAGUUGUAAAAGUGGAUGGAAAAGAGAAUGCUAUAAUGAAUCAAGAAUUAAUGAUGUCAGCUUUCUUACCUGCUGGAAGUGCUCCCACUCAUUCUGAAUUCUGAGGUGAUCUCCAUUAUGCAUUUGUGAACAAGUAUUCGAUAGAUGACAAGCUUCAUGAAGGAGAUGCCAACAAACAUUUUCUAAAAUGUGCAUUUUAUACCAUGAAUGAAAUAAUUUAACUAGAAAAUAUUUGCAGAAAAUAGACUUUGGCAAAUAUGCCAUUUUACUGGUUAUGUUCAUUUAACACUAUUUGUCAAUUCUCCUUGAAGUAACAUACAGUUGUAGGACAGUUUGCUUCAUACAUAAUUUAUUUGUUGUUGUAUUAGGGACAUUACCAUUAGGUUCUUCAGUUGUAUUUCAUCUGGACAAGUAGUCAGAAUAAGGCUGCAUACAUUUUCAAAAUUUGGAAUGCAUAUUAGAAAUGUUUGGUGGUUCUGUCAUAUUGUGGUAGACAUCCUGAUGCUGUCUUUAUUGCAUGGCCAGUAAUCAUAAAUUAUGAGCUUUAUAUUCAAACUAUAUAUGGAGCACCAAGUUGUAUACUCCUAGUAUGCACAUUCAUUUUUUGAGGCCUUCCACAACUCUUAUCAAAUUAAUUUGGGAUAGUUUUCAUAGUGCUGUGCUGAGCCAUCUCUUAUUUUGAAUGUUGAUGUGAAGGAGGAAGAACACUUUUAGACUUGAUGAAAUUUCUUGAAAGGUUAGUUGUAGUUUAUUAGUGGCAAAUCCCUAUUCACCAAUCCGUUCGUGCAUUAUUUAAUAAACAAAACAAAAAGUGUUUUCUUUCUAGAAAGAGUUGGUUGCUUAUGUAGACAUUCAAACAUGACAAGUAAUCAUUGCAUUAAAGCAUUACUAUAAAACUUGUUUUCCUAUGGUUACAUAAUCUGUUUCUAAUGAUUAUUUUUAAUGGUGUUGGAAGUAGUUAAUAGUGUCUGCAAACUUAUUUAAAAGAUACUGUGGGCAGAAUUAAAAAAUGGUGGGGAAUGUAUAAGAAGUUAAUAUAUAGAUGAGAUAAAUUGCAAGGACACACGAACACCUUGAUAAUAUUUGAGACACUAAUUAAAAAUUAGCAAAAUGGGAAAGCAUGUUUUCAUUCACAAAAUAUGUCCAUAUUUGCCCAGCACAUUUUGUUUGGAAAAGCCAAAACAAAAUACAAACAAAAUCCUUCCUCAUUAUGGUUGUUGAUUUUGAACUGUUGUAACUGCAUUGACUAGUGAGAGAAACAUAUUUCACAUAAAUACGUAUAUCCUUUCAAAAUCAGUAGAAAGAAUGUAGUAUUUCUUAUGAGGAAAAUGUGUAGCUCAGAAAUUUUUAGAAAUAGAUAUAGUGGUUAAAAUAAAGAAUUAAAAGUGUGUUAUCAUUGUUUCUUUACUUACCACAACUGUGCAAUUAUUAAACCACUGAUACUGUGUCAGAGGCUCAUUCCACAAUAGCCAGGACAGUUUGAUAGCAUUGUUGUAGAAAAAGAAGCAACUAUAUGUAGUCCAGGAAAACUGCUGCUACCCGUCUUUCAUGUAAUAUUAACAAGUUUAAUUUUUAAUAAACUGAAGACACAAUUCUUCAGUUAAAAACUGCCAAACUGUAAUUCCUGAAUGUUUAUGUAAAUAUUAUUUCAAGCAAGCCUGAAAGUGUGAUUCCAUUAUAACAGUUAAGAGUAAAGCAACUUUCCUGAUUUGUAUCAAUAGCCUUGAGAUGAUUUAAUUUACAUUUGUUGCUUGAGGUAUUUCCUUCAUGUGACAUCUGUAUAUUAGAAAGCUAUAGCCAAAGGUAAUCUUGAUGCAGUGGAUUUUUUUUUCUUUUUUUUUGCUUUCUAUAGCACUGAUCUUAUCCGAACUAUAAACUUGAAUUUCUUUUUCCUGCACUUUAAGUAUUGCAAGCUUGAGUAUUUCAUCCUUUUCCAUCUAUAAAUUUUAAAUUCUAUGUAGAUAUCAUUUAGAAAAUUAAUUUCAGCAAACAUCCAAUCCAUAUACAGAAUUCUACAUUUUCUCAUGUAUCAAGUUCCUUGUGGACAGGAGCUUCCAAGCUGGUAAAGGAAGGAGGCCUUCAGGACUAAAGACUGCACAUAUGGACUUGUUUCCUUCACUGUAUUAGUAGACAAGUAGAAAGUGCAGGAGGUACUGUACAUUGAAACUCCAAAGGAUCAGGAAAAAUUAACUGUAAAAUAAUAUUUUUAAAAGUUUUAAAACAUCAGCAACAACUGAAACUCUUUCAGAUUUGUUUAAUGGUCACCUAAAGCUGCAGUGUUGUCCAAAAUAAGAUGUGCUUUUGGUUCUAUAUUUAAAAAAAAAAAAGUGAAUUAAGCACAGGCUAAAUUGAAGUUGUGAUAAUUUUUUUAAUAUAAUGUCAUAAGAUAUAGUUGGCUAUCAAAUCUGAAGAUAUUUCUCUUAAUUAAAAUUAUGUUCAAUUUGUCAAAUAUAUAUAAGAAGCAUACAAAAGUUAAUUCAGCUUAUAGGAAAAUUGUCAUUUCAUGUAGAAAUGAUGAUAAGCAUACCCAGUCUAAUAAAAUACUUCUGGCCUAAAGCAACAUAACAAUGGGAAGGGAGACAUUUACAUAAUCCAGAUGUAACAUACUGAAAAGCAGCUUGUUGAUGGAUAUCCAUUAUAACUCUAGUUUUCCAUGAGUGUAUUAAAACUGAAUUCCAUUUAUUCUAUUUUAUUUCGGUCAGCUACAGUAUUUUGUAUUCUGAAAUACUGUUUUCUCCAUAUUUUGUAUUUGUUGGUCUUUGUCUUUAAAAUUGUUUUUUUAAUGCAUAUUCCUAUGGUUGGUGAAUAAUCCCAUUUUGUUAGUGCCCUGAUGCAUAGAGAUGGAAAUAUGAGUCCACUAGUUGUGGUAUGCCUAGUGACUGAAAAGUACUCAUUGCUUGCCUUUGUUUAUUGUGCAAAUUCUCGGCUGCGCUUGUUCCCAUAGUCUAGAUACUUGUCUGUACAAUGUUGUGAAUUUCUUUCCCCUUGUGAAUGUUAGUGAUGUUACUACCAAAAAUAAAGAUCCUGUUAAAUGAAUUUUGUGGUUGGGGGUGGUGGAUGAUAAAAAGCUAAUGUCCAGUCCAUGUGAACUACCUGCAUUUAAAAACUGCUUAAUGUACAUUGAGAAUCAAAUCAGGAAUGCAUGAAUAUGUUUCUUAUGUAAAUCAUGUUCGUUUGAAGUCCAAAUCAGUGUGCUUUUUAAUUUUCAAACUAAUUUGGUUAUAGGAAUCAAAAUGCAACUAAAUCUGUAUUAGCAUUUUUCAUAAAUACAUUUAGAAAUUAGUAUUUCUAAAUGUCAAGCAACUGUAUGUUUCUUCUUGACCUUUACAUUUUUACAGAUUAGUAAGUCUGAUUUUUGGAUAAAAUCAUGGCAUCAUCCAUGGAGUUAUUAUUUAAUAUUGCAAAGUGGAGAAAUGGAGUGUUAA
Messenger RNA from Notechis scutatus (mainland tiger snake), 11094 nucleotides. It is a transcript of the gene STXBP5, whose product is annotated as syntaxin binding protein 5. Gene Ontology annotation, cellular component: SNARE complex; plasma membrane; cytoplasm. NCBI's taxonomy places the organism in Eukaryota, Metazoa, Chordata, Lepidosauria, Squamata, Elapidae. The record is from RefSeq and is a predicted model, not a curated record. Gene Ontology annotation, molecular function: syntaxin binding; GTPase activator activity; myosin II binding. Gene Ontology annotation, biological process: Golgi to plasma membrane transport; exocytosis.